AUGGUACGAAAGGACAGCUUUCCGUUGGCACGGAUAGACCAGCUUGUGGACGCUACUGCCGGCCACGAACUGCUAAGCUUCAUGGACGCCUAUUCCGGAUACAAUCAGAUAUUCAUGCACCCUUCCGACAGUGAACAUACCGCCUUCAUAACAGACAAAAGGUUGUACUGUUAUAAUGUCAUGCCGUUCGGCCUGAAGAACGCAGGGGCAACAUAUCAAAGGCUCGUCAACAGAAUUUUCGCAAGAUACAUCGGCAACAUCAUGGAGGUUUACGUUGACGACAUGUUGGUAAAAAGCAGAACUACCGAAGAACAUCUGCACAAUUUAUCGAUCAUGUUCGGCAUACUGAAAGACUACCGGAUGAGACUGAACCCGAUGAAAUGCGCCUUCGGUGUAUCUUCCGAAAAAUUCCUCGGAUUCAUGAUUAGUCACAGGGGGAUCGAAGCGAAUCCCGAAAAAAUAAAAGCAAUCAUUGACAUUGAGAGGCCAAAGACGACGAAGGACAUUCAAAGCCUUACCGGACGCGUAGCCGCCUUGACCCGCUUCAUAUCAAAGGCUACCGACAACACUGCUGUGAGUUCGGUAUUGAUACGAAUACCGGAGAAGGCUGAGUUAUCGAUCUUCUAUGUCAGUAAGGCACUCCAGAACGCAGAACUUCGAUAUCCCCCAUUAGAACAGCUUGCCCUAGCUCUCAUGUGGGCGAUCGAACUCGGAGAAUUCAACAUACAGUUCAUUUCGAGGCCCGCCAAAAAGGGUCAGGCUAUUGCCGAUUUCAUCUCCGAGCCGGUAACGGAGAUCGGAUUACCGAAUGAGCUAGACGCCGAACGCUUUGACCACUCAACUCUCGUAUGGAUUCUGCACGUCGAUGGUUUGGCAAACCAACAAGGAUGCGGAGCAGGCUUGGUGCUGACAACACCGGACGGACUCAAGAUCGAGUACGCCCUCCGAUUCGACUUUUUAACCUCCAACAAUGAAGCGGAAUAUGAAGCUCUCCUGGCCGGCCUUCGGUUAGCCAAGAGCAUGAAUGCAAAACAAAUCAGAAUUCACAGCGACUCCCAGCUCAUUGUGAACCAGGUAACGGCAGACUUCGCGGCCAAAGACGCCUCCAUGCACGCCUACCUUUCGACUACCCAUCAGCUGCUCCAAAGCUUCCGAGCCUACGAGAUCAAGCAGAUCCCCAGAAGCGAAAACAGCCAUGCCGAUGCUUUGGCACGCCUGGCUUCGGCAAUCAACGACAAAAUCGGAAGAAAGGUGCCGGUAGAGAUUCUUGCCCAACCAAGCACUGUAGCCUCCGAAACGUGUGCCGUUCGGUACGAGGAUACAUGGAUGUCUCCUAUCUACUCGUACCUGACCAACGGCACCCUUCCUGAAGACAAGGCCCAGGCCCGAAAGCUUAGAUACCGAUCGGUAAGGUACACCGUCAUCAACGAUGUCCUUUAUAAACGUGGCUACACCACUCCAUAUCUCAAGUGCCUUACGGCAGAACAAGGAGAUUACGUCCUUUGGGAGAUCCAUAAUGGUGUGUGCGGCGAUCAUUUCGGUUUCCGGUUCGGUAUCCCAUAUGCAAUCAUUACCGAUAACGGCAGGCAGUUCGAUUCGGAACUCUUCAGGCAAUUUUACACCCGCCUGAAAAUCAACUUGUUUUUCGCAUCACCAACCCAUCCCCAAUCGAACGGUCAGGUCGAAGCAGUAAACAAAAUCAUCAAGAAACUACUGAAACGACAGCUGGACAAGGCCAAAGGAGCUUGGCCGGAGAAGCUUCCCGAAGCACUAUGGGCCAUUCGGACAUCUUACCGAACGUCCACUGGAGAAACCCCUUUUUCCCUGACUUUCGGUUCGGAGGCUGUGGUGCCUGUGGAAAUUGGCAAACCUUCCUACCAAACGAAAAACUUCGCACCGAAGCCGAAUGAAGAAGCAAUUUCUCUAAGCCUCGACCUACUUGAAGAGCACCGGGCACAUGCCAACCUUCGGAAUGAAGCCUACAAACAACGUGUCUCUCGGUAUUGCGACUCUAGGGUCAGACACCGCUCAUUCCGAAUCGAAGACUGGGUCAUGCGCAAGGUGUCCCUAGCAACCAAGGAUGCCACGGAAGGAACUCUCGGACCUUCCUGGGAAGGACCAUAUGAGAUCAUCAGUAUCCUUCGAUCAGGAACCUACCGACUGAGAGACUCCAAUGGCAAGACCCUCAGUCAUCCUUGGAACGUGGAACAUCUCAAAUGCUAUUUCAAGUAA
Molecule: messenger RNA, 2232 nt
Organism: Prunus dulcis (almond)
Lineage: Eukaryota; Viridiplantae; Streptophyta; Magnoliopsida; Rosales; Rosaceae
Exons: 4
Coding region: 1-2232 (743 amino acids)
Biological process (GO): DNA integration
Molecular function (GO): nucleic acid binding; RNA-DNA hybrid ribonuclease activity
Source: RefSeq, a predicted model, not a curated record